Molecule: messenger RNA, 831 nt
Organism: Dioscorea cayenensis subsp. rotundata (Guinea yam)
Lineage: Eukaryota; Viridiplantae; Streptophyta; Magnoliopsida; Dioscoreales; Dioscoreaceae
Exons: 3
Coding region: 229-663 (144 amino acids)
Source: RefSeq, a predicted model, not a curated record
AAUUUUUAAGAUAUUACACGGAAUACAUAUAAAUGAAGGGCAAAAUGGUCAUUUUUAUGAAAGGGAAAAAAAAUAACACCAAAGAAUAAAAGAAAACAAGUGAAGCCCUUCUACAAAUAGCUUUAUAAGGGUUGUACAUAAAGCCAUAAAACACUUCCUUGCAGAGUUAGCAACAGCAACAUCAUCAUCAUCAAUAACAACAACAACAAAAGAAAGAGAGAAAGAGAGAUGGUUGGCAUCUUUUGGCCCUUCUCAGGCAACACAAGGGGCUAUGAUUGUCCUUCUCUUCUGAAGGAAAGCUUGGUAAGGGAAAGAGAUGAAGCUGAAGAUACCGAAUUUGCGUAUGAGGAUGUUGAAGAAGACAACUCUGCUGUGGUUGUUGAAUUUAACGGCGAGGUGAAGCCCAUCGAACACCCACUACAACCUGUAGAUGAUGAUCUUCCGAUGACUUUUCCGAUGACCGGCUGCUCCCCCUUUUACAAUGGUGUAAGCAUGGGUAAAAAACUUGAACUACUGAUGCCGAAUGAAGAAAACAUGGUUACGAAGAUACCGAAUGUACGUGCGAGCAACCGUGGACGACCAACAAAGAUUCGAUAUCCGAGUGCGCCUCCAUCUUCCAGGAAUGCACCAGUACAACUCUUUUCUGCUAUUUCAAUGUUUUGAAGUUUCUGAUUCUAAUGUCACUGCAUAACACAUCUGAGAAAUAGUCCUGAAAUUGGUGCUUCUUGACAAUUUUACAUUUGAAGCAAACAGUACAAAUUUGCUUAGCAAUGUAUUUUUAAAAACACGCAUUGGUGAUAUCAAGCAAACAUUUUGUACAAGAACAAAAAA